AUCGUCGCAUGGAAGCUCGGUCAGUGUUGGCGCCAUCCGCGGCCGAGAAAGGGUCGAUUGCGUUCCGGACUCGAACAAAGGUAUCGCUUGUCGAUGUGGAAAUCGAGGAGCUGGAAAGCUUCCUGGAUGAUGACCCGUCGUACCUUGGCUUGGACAUGGACGUGAUCGAGGAAGAGGAGAACUACCGGCGCUUUCUCACGUCGUUGCUGCCGAGUGUAGAUGAAGAUGACAACUUAAGCUUCUUGUCUGAGGAAGAUGAUGAGUACCAUCCCCAUGACGACGAUGACGAUGUGGACGACGACGAAGAUGCGGUCGACGGCGACGACAUUCCCAAGUCCGAGCUGUCUGGGUUGUUGUGGGACUCGUCCAACGUCAAAGUGCCCAAUGACACACCGUCUUCUUCCACGAUCAUGGCAAACCUUCUUCCUCCAUCCACAUCAAAGCCAUCCUCGUCGUUUGUGUCGAUCCAGCCCGGCGCCCAACUCAAAGGAUCGCUCACGCCGCGGCAAAUGGCCCAUCUGGCAUCACAAAUGCACAAACACUUUCAACUAUUAUGCCAAAGCAUGCUCUUGUCUCCAUCUGAAGACGCCAAGAACAUGCUCCUGGACUUGCAACGACGGGGGGACGCGGUGCGGCAGUGGAAAGAGUCUGUCGUGCGCAAGGUGCCUCCUUCCACCCCCGACAGCCACGACAUCGACACCCCCACCACAUCUUCUAUCAAGUCGAGGCGCAUCACGCGCUCAUUCAGCGCCGCGCACGCCGCCAUCAUCAGUCCAAGCAUGUACGAGAUUCACGGGUUGCAGCACUCGGUGGACCACCUAGCGAUGCACACCCUGACCUCCCAUCUCGGCGCCGUGGAUUUUCACUUGACCAACCCCGCCAAAGCAGAAGACGCCAAGUUUACGGCCAGCGAAGACCGCCUCCUCGUGCACGGCGUCAAGCAGUGCAGCCCCAAAAUCAACUGGCAAGCCAUCCAGCGCCAGUUUCUGCCCAUGAAGACCCAAGACCAACUGCGCACGCGGUAUCGGUUUCUCACCAGCGCCAAGGCCCCGGAGAACCCCGUCAAGGACUUUUUUGAGAAUGUGCUACCAAGGGAAAAGAUUCCGUGGCUGAUUGAAGAAGAGCUUCGCAUGAUGCGGGGCAUGGCGUCGUUUCCCGAAGGCGAGCGCCAUCGAUUUGCGAAAAUCUCACACUCCCAUCUGCCCCAUCGAUCCAGGAGCGAAAUACGGAAAAAGUGGGCGAGGUUGUUGGCUGACAUGCCCGAAUUUGAAGUCGAUGUGACGUGGAGCGAUGAGAAGCAACACCAAGAGCGACUCAAGAUGUACCUCGAGCACAAGAAGAAGGAAAAGGAGAUGCAAGAGUCCAUCGAGGAGGAAGCGGCGCGCGAGCGCAAAGCGACGACGACCAACGCCCCCCCAGAGUGCACGGACAAGCACCUGCACCCUGCGCUGUUUUACACCCCGUGGGCCCUGCUGCACCCAUCCUACUUGCUUGAGCAUACGUGCCAACACAACUGGCCGUGGCAAGCAAGCAAGGGUAAACACGCAGAUGAAGUAGGGACCGCCGAAGAAAUGACGUGGCGGAGCUUCCUCUCCGAGUGCGACGACGACGACGAAGACAGCGAGUACGAGCAGGAAGACCUGCCGUCCUCGGACGAUGACAACGACGGGACUCAUGCCACCACGAACCCUCCUCCAACCUCCGCGCCGACGACCUUGUCUGUGGAGCCAACUCUCCGAUUAACCCACUUGAAUGGCCCGCACACGACAGAAAAAGCCAAGCGAACGCUGGCGGCGUUGGAGCGACGGAUCAGCGGCGCCCCUGCUGCUGCUGUUUCUGCUCCUCUCGACCAAACAACCGCUGCCGUGAUGGACGUGGAGCAGAUCGUGUACGACAGCCCGAGCCAUGACGACGACGACGAGUUUGAAUGCGAAGAGCUCCUGCCGAGCUCCGACGACGACGACCAGUUGAACGACGCCGCGGGGGUCCCGCUGAUCCCGCCCACCCGCCUCGAACUGCUGCAGAAACGAAUGUCCCAAGGCAGCACUUGGCUCCCCUAGUUCACAACCAACCAAAACUCUCUCAACUGUACUGGUGUUAUACUACUAGCUACAGUAGCGUUCUCGUGCGAACGAAUGUACUCUCCUAUACAUAUCUACUAUAUUGGUGUUUAAUCCACAUCGUCGAUGGGGGUGGCGUCCGAUUUGGCCAGGGGUUGUUUGCGCUGGCGGAGCGGCGUGCUGUCGCUGGCCGAGGUCAAGAUCUCGGCCACGUCACCGUUCGACUCUUCCGACGCCACUUCCAACGGCGUACGGCCCUGCGAGUCUUUGGCACUCACGAGGAACGCAGCAUCGUCCUUGGAGAUGGACGCCAAGAGGGUUUCUGCCGACUCGGGACAUCCAUGGAACGCACACCAGUGCAGCGCCGUCCACCCGUCGUUGUCGGCGUCGCGGAUGGGCACUCCUUCCUUGAUGAGCGUCUUGAUCACCUUCUCCGUAUCGAUGGGGCUGCCACAGGCGACCAUGAGAGGAGUCCACCCGUCGGACGUCUUGGUCUUGAAGCCGUUCGGGUCAUUCUUCAACACCGAGAGCAACCGAUCAAAGUUGGCUUCGACACCCAAGUCCCAAGCCUGCUUGAUGGCAUCCGCCACAUCAACCGACUUCUUUGCCUUGGAAGGUUUCUUGGAGGAAGGCGCGGGCACAGAGUCGGCGGCAGCGUCGAUCGCGUCCGGAUGCGGGGCGGCAUCGUCUAGCGACUCGCCUUCGAGCUUUUCGUCCCAGUAACGAGGGCCGCCGAGACCGAAAAUAUGCUUCUUCAGGAGCGCGUUGUCGUACAAGUUCAGCGGCACCAUCACGGAUUGGAUGACCACCACUUGGUUGACGCCAAACUGGAUGUGCACAAAGCUGGAAAUCACCGCGCCAAUCAACGUUUGCUGGAUGAAUUCCUUGGCCUUGGCCAGUUCGUGCGCGAAGUACGUGGUCUCGGUCAACGGCGAGUUCUCCGUACUGGUGUCCAGGGGCGACUUGGGCGUCGGCACGAACAUCUUGCGGUUGUCCGGCUUGGCUUCGAUCUUGGAUUUGGCCCACAACCCGAGCAACAGCGACAGGAUCUGCAUCGUGAAGAAGGACACGCGCGCCCCAUUGAGGAUCCAAGGGUUCUCAAAGUCAAUCUUGCCCAUGAAGUACAUCAUCGGCAGCAUGACAAGCAUGCGCCACGGACUCUGUUGCGCCAUCGUCAAACGUGAAGCCGAAUGGUCAAUGGCUGCCACGACCGUCGAA
Messenger RNA from Aphanomyces astaci, 3278 nucleotides. RefSeq lists its product as hypothetical. The coding region runs from base 9 to 2060 and encodes 683 amino acids. The record is from RefSeq and is a predicted model, not a curated record. NCBI's taxonomy places the organism in Eukaryota, Oomycota, Saprolegniomycetes, Saprolegniales, Verrucalvaceae. Gene Ontology annotation, biological process: regulation of DNA-templated transcription. The transcript has 5 exons. Gene Ontology annotation, molecular function: transcription coregulator activity. Gene Ontology annotation, cellular component: nucleus.